Molecule: messenger RNA, 3313 nt
Organism: Choloepus didactylus (southern two-toed sloth)
Lineage: Eukaryota; Metazoa; Chordata; Mammalia; Pilosa; Megalonychidae
Gene: TMEM231
Product: transmembrane protein 231
Exons: 7
Coding region: 90-1040 (316 amino acids)
Biological process (GO): regulation of protein localization; cilium assembly
Cellular component (GO): ciliary transition zone; ciliary membrane
Source: RefSeq, a predicted model, not a curated record
GGCUAUGGCAACCGCGCGAAGCCAAACUUGCUCGGCUCUCUCUACUUGCCGAGGAGUCCCAGAACGCGGCCCGGCUGCACGCGGCGUUCAUGGCGCUCUACGAGCUUUUUUCUCACCCCGCCGAGCGCCGGUACCGCGCGGGGCUCUGCUCCAAGGCCGCCCUGUUCCUGCUACUGGCCGCAGUGCUCACGUACAUCCCGCCGCUGCUGGUGGCCUUCCGGAGCCACGGGUUUUGGCUAAAGCGCAGCAGCUACGAGGAGCAGCCGACCGUGCGCUUCCAGCACCAGGUGCUGCUGGUGGCCUUACUGGGACCCGAGCACGGCGGGUUCCUCGCCUGGAGCACGUUCCCUGCCUUCAACCGGCUGCAGGGGGAUCACCUGCGCGUCCCGCUUGUUUCGACUAGAGAAGAAGACAGGAACCAGGACGGGAAAAUGGAUGUGUUACAUUUUAAACUGGAGCUUCCCCUGCAGUCCACGGAGCAUGUUCUCGGCGUGCAGCUCCUCUUGACUUUCUCCUACCAAUUACACAGGAUGUCGACAUUCGUGAUGCAGAGCAUGGCAUUUCUCCAGUCCUCCUUUGCUGUUCCGGGGUCCCAGUUGUAUGUGAAUGGAGACCUGAGGCUACAGCAGAAGCAGCCCCUAAGCCACCGUGGCCUGGACGUCCGAUAUAAUGUGUCUGUGAUCAACGGGACCAGCCCCUUUGCCCACGACUACGACCUUACCCACAUCGUUGCUGCCUACCAGGAAAGGAACGUAACAACGGUCCUGACUGACCCCAACCCCAUCUGGCUGGUGGGAAGAGCUGCUGAAGCUCCCUUUGUGAUUAAUGCUGUCAUCCGAUACCCGGUGGAAGUCAUUUCCUACCAACCAGGAUUCUGGGAGAUGAUAAAGUUUGCCUGGGUCCAGUACGUCUGUAUCCUGCUUAUCUUUCUCUGGGUGUUUGAAAGAAUCAAAAUAUUCGUGUUUCAAAACCAAGUGGUGACCACAAUUCCUGUAACAGCAACACUCCAGGGGGAAUGGUACAAGGAGCACUUGUCAUGAGACCAUCUCUGGAAACUCGAGCGGGACCUUGGCUACCUCACUGUCUUCUGAGAACUGCCAUCUUAUGACAUUUCUGAAAAGAGCCCAGUGGACACUGGCGGACUUGUGUGCUUUCCCCCUCGGAGACAAAGAACAAUUCUUUGCAAUUUUUCUCUACAUAGAUUCCAUACCUUUGAAGCACCUGUAAAAUCAUCAGGGACUAGUUGGUGGGAAGGUCUGAAGAUUCCUAGAGGCUACUCGCUUUUUUUUUUUUUUUUUUUUCCUUUUCCCUUUAGGCCCAAAUUUUAGGAGAAAACUCCAGUCAGUUCAGACGUCUUGGAAAGAGUCCCAUCUCUGGAUAAGGAAAGACUUUUCCUCUCUUGAACUAAGAAACACGCUAUGCAUUUCUUGCCCCUAUUGUAAACACUUUUUACUCUUUUUGGGGCUCUCUUGAUAAAUAUGCAAACCACUAGCACUUUCCACUCCUGGGCAUCUAAAUUUUCCAUUCAGAGCUUUGAUUUCCAGGACUGAGAGGCCUUUAACUGGAGAGUGUGUGUGAGAGAGAGAGAGUGCAAGCACAUGCAUGUGCUUGAGGAGGGCGAUUUGAGGACAGUAGGACCGUCCACCUGCCUUCAGUCUAGCAGACACCCGGUGACUGAGCCCAGCUGAGCAGCCCCUUAUCCCUGCCCUCCUGCGGCUGGCUCUUUGCUCCGCCUUUGCCUUCUGUCUGUGCCCCUGGAAUAGCAAGCUGAAGUCAGAAGUACUGUUUCAUUCACAAUCGCCUCGGCCACAGUGGGGGAAGUGAGGAUUGUAACAACAGGUUCUUUCUCUCUGGCCCUCACCCAGCAGCUUGGAAAAUCGCCACUUCUCUUCCUCAGCAGCCCUCCCUUUCCUGAGAAGGACGCGGUGACAGAGGAGCUGUUGUUGGCGUUGGCUCCUGCUGCCUGACAACCACAGAGUUUAUUUGGAGGGUAGCGGGAAGCCCAGCUACUUACAUUUCUCUUGACUGAGGAACAGGGUGCCCAUCAGAGUGAGCAGCCUUGGGGAGGAUGCACAAGGAGCAGGGAAGGAGUAAAGAGGAUGCCAGCCCAGGCACCCAGUCCAACCUGGCUACGAGCAGAAUGACCAGCAGUGCAGCCAGAUGAGCCAUGUGGCUCAGUGUCUCGAGAAGAGCCCCCUAGAAUGGUUCUCUGCUGCACACCAAAGACUGAUUAUUCAGCCCCACUCUCAUCCUGUGGAAAUGUGCAGUGUGCUCAAAGGACAAAUGGACCUGUUUUAUGAUUGCGAGCAUGUCACUGGCUCUGUGAUCCAGGCUUCACUGCCCACUCACAAACACACUCCUCAGUGCAUGCCUCAGUUUACCUGGGAGACGCAGUUAUUUCCAAAAUACCUCUUUCAGGCUGACCAAAACAAGAGUUUGAGAAACAAAGCUAUUUUGAAGUAUUCAAGCACAAAAAUUCCCUAACACUGACUUCUCCACCUUCUCUUUUAAUAGUGAGGGCUGUUUAUAUGCCUCAAAAAUUUUCUUAAGAUUUAAAUGAAAAAUGGUUUCUGGUUUAAAUCCCAAAAAGAUAAGAGAUAUGGAAAGAUGACUGAAGAUAUAUAUAUAUAUAUAUAUAUAUGCACACAUACACACAUACACAUUGCUUUGCAUUUUAUUAAAUUAUUUUAGUGCAAAUUUUGUAUAAAGAACCCAUAAUGUUUUGUAACUUUCUAAUUAAAAUGUUCAAAAUGGAAGGUUGCAUAUGGAUUUGGGAAGGCAAAGGAGGUUGGAGGGUGGGGGAGGAUGGGGAGGGCAGAGGUUACCACACUUCUCCGAGUUACUCACCAGCAGCUUUACUUUGCCAAGGCACUGCCCAGAGACCUUGGUUUUGUUAGCUCUCUGGCAAAAAUCCUCUGGUCCAACCCCAAAUAAGUACAAGUUUUUGGUGGAAUCCACAUGGCUUGUGGAAGCCACAGGCUGGAAAAUUCCAACUGUGUCUGGCGAAUGUCAAAUUAUUUACGGAUCAGAUGUUGGUAGUUUCUGAACCUGAAUCACACACUGCAGUUGUAAGAGGAAAAAGGUGGGAAGUAUACAGGAUUUUACCAACUGAGCUGGAACCCAUAGCUCUGUCAGGGUUUGAGACAAUUUUCAAUAGUUUAGUGGCAGUAGAUCCCUGAUUUUGCCAAAUGAUUGGCCCAGUUUCUGUCUGAAUCAAGUGAGAAGUGGCCUAAAAUUGCUGCUUUGUUGGUGAGGUCCCUACAACCCCUCUAUGUCUCCUUAUCUAAGGUUAAUAAAGCAAUUCUCUAUCAUC